UGUGCUGCGAGCAUUAGGGCAAGUCAAACCAGUGGGAUUUUGAAGCAGAGAGACGGAUGAGAUAACGAACGAAGCGCCGCGUCCAGCUUCUCCAAAUGAUGCGCUGCUUUGGCUAGAUUUUUUUUCUUCCUUUUUUUUGUAUUCAACAGGGGACUGAUGCUCACAAGUCACAUUUUAUUUCCCUUUUUAUUUAUUUUUUUUAACCACUUUGCAAGUUUCACGUCGGCCUGUUUAUUAAGAGUGGGGAUGCUUUUCUAGCUCUUUGGUUUGUUUCUCUCAGUUUUGAAUUGAUUCUUGGAUUUAUCCUCGGUUUUUGGAUCUUGAUUUUGUUUUUUUUUAAUUCCACUCUUUUGGGAAGGAUUUACAAGCCGUAUUCAACCUGUUUUUUUUCUUUUCUUUUUGAACAAGAAGGAUUGUAAUGCGCAUUGACUGAGCCCGCCGAGCAUCAACAUGUCUUUAUGAGGAUGGAGCUGUGGACACGAGUGACAUCUUUUCCAUUUUAAAACGUUUUUUUUUUUUGGCCUCAUUUCCACCGCGUCCUUCUAACAUACUGACAAUAUUCCCUCCUCAGUCCACCCUGAUAUGUUGGAAGGUAGAUAUUCUUGCGAGGGAACAAGGUAAUGGGAGAGAAAUCACACAGAGUCGGCACAGAGAACAAGGGAACAUUGUUCGGAAAAAGACAAUUAGGGCGCACCGAAAGGCAACAGAAAUAGCUCCUGGGUGGUGAGAAUUCUCUGAAAUUCUCAUUCUGUUGGAGUUCUAUUCCAGCUGAGGAGCGCUGCUUCGGAGAAAAAAAGGGACGACUAAUGACAAAUUAAUGGGAAAGUCAUGGAAUUGAAAUAGUACGAGCGUUGGACGCGCAGAGAAAAAACGCGUCGUUUUUGGAGAUCCAGACGCACGGAUUGAGCAAGUUUCUCCUGCACGUUUUCACUGUUUUCUUUUUUCCACCGGUGUGAUUCAGUGCAAUUCGUUAAAUUUCGGAUCCAUGAGGUUGUGUACAGCAGCAGCAGGCUUUCACUUCACACUUUGACUGUCUCUACCUUAAAAAAAAAAAAUCGGCUGCGGUCGGCACAUCCAUUGUUUUGAGUGUCUCCUUGCAACAGCAUUGAAAAAAACACAGCAAAUAUUGCCCGUUUUCUGAUUAAAUGGGGCUGCACAUGCUGGGCGUCAGGGUUGAAAUGGCGUGUCGAGGAAGUGGGAAUGGAUUGGGGAUCCUGCUGGUAUUCUUACUGGAUUUACUGGGGACGACGGCCAGCAAUAUGGAGCCCAUCUACUGGAAUUCCCUGAACGAAAGGUUCAGGGACGACAAGGGCUACGUCCUGUACCCUCAGAUCGGGGACCGGCUGGACCUCAUCUGCCCUCCGCUGGACACCGCCAGGUCCACGCCAGAGUACGAGUUCUACAAGCUCUACCUCGUGUCGUCGCGGGAGCAGGCGGACCGCUGCGAGGUGAUGGGGCCCCCCAACAUCGUGCUCACCUGUGACGAGCCCACCCGCGAGCGCCGCUUCACCAUCAAGUUCCAGGAGUUCUCGCCCAACCUCUGGGGCCACGAGUUCAAGAGCAUGCACGACUACUACAUCAUCGCUACGUCAGACGGGACGCGUCAAGGCCUGGAUAGCAUGAGAGGCGGAGUGUGUGCCACGCAAGGCAUGAAGGUGGUCUUGAAAGUGGGACAGAGUCAAUAUGGACUGCCUCCAAAGAAGGAGCCGCCAGCGGGACGCACCACCAGCAGAAACCCAGGUGGCUCUGGAAACUCCACCCAGCCUCGAGGACCCUUUGGAGAUGAAGGCAGAGGUGAGAACGGGCCUCUCCAACCCUCCAACAUCGCCCUCAUUGCCGGCGCCGCGGGAGGUUCCGCCUUCCUCCUGCUGGUCACCGCCGUGAUCUGCGUCGUGUGCUACCGGCGGCGGCACGCGAAGCACUCGGACACCCACCACCCUCCGCUGUCGCUGUCCUCCCUCACCAGCCCCAAGCGGGGCGGCGGCGGGGGCAUCACCAGCUCCAACAACAAUGGCUCCGAGCCCAGCGACAUCAUCAUCCCUCUGCGGACCUCAGACUCAGCCUACUGCCCGCACUACGAGAAGGUGAGCGGGGACUACGGACACCCUGUCUACAUUGUCCAGGAGAUGCCUCCUCAGAGCCCGGCCAACAUCUACUACAAAGUAUGAGACGGCCACUGCUCCGGCCGACUGGACACACCCACCUCCCUCCACCCAUUGCCAACCGAUCCCCUGCUCCAAAUGAAGCCACAGCAAAGCUUGCCAUCACAGCUCCAACCCCGACCCCCUCAAUACUACCAGUAUUGUCCCCAUAGACCCCCACUUACCGCCCUGUGAGCCCACACCCUCGGCCACAGUCAUGUUUCUAGCUGAAUAAACCACCCCACCCCAUCCUCACACAACUGGGCCACUAAGUGUGUGUUAAGGGCAAUGUCGUAACCGUACAUAGCCCUUCCUAACAAGGCCCUCACGAAUGGGCAAGAGCCUCUGAGUGCCCCCUUCUUGUUAACUCAGAGCUAAAUGAGCCCAACUUGUGCUGAAUUGAAGAGUCAUCCCCUAAACGCCAGUGUGUGUGUGUGUGCAGCACACGCUCUUUUCGUAGGAGUAUGGACCUGGCAUUGGGAAUUGUAAUUGUUUUAAAAAAGUAAAGAAAAAAAAAUGAAAGAAAAGGACUACAACUUAUUAAAAAAAACAAAAAAACAACAACAAAAAAAAACGGAACCUACACUCCCGACCCCACUUAGCACCGGAGAACUCUGAUUUGCAGAGGCCAUACCCGCCUAGCCUACCACCCCCACCCCCCCUCAGAGCACCAUCAGCCAACCAGAGACCGGCCCCUGCCACUAACUCAACAAUAGGAUUCUAGUUUGUUUGUGUUUGUUUCUCCUGAGCAAAACAGGGGCCUUGGACUCACCCAAUCAGCACGUCUGAGCGGCGGUCACAUGACCAAGCCCAGGCCUGAGGAGGUCUGACCAAUCGGUGACACUCAGAAUCUUGUAUAUUUUAAUAAUGCGUAUGUGUGUGCGUGUGUGACCGUGCGAGUGCGCAUACGACUUGGAUAAUAAUUAUGGCGCUGCUGCUCCACAUUAGAGAUGUGUGUGCAGUUAGUGUGCUUCAGUACAGCAAGUUUGCAUAAGCGUGCGUGGAGUUUAGUCUGUGUGUGUGUGUGUGUCUGAGUGUGCGCUUUGUGUGUGAGUGAUUGUGCGUGCGUUCUUUAGACUUGUCUUAAAUACCAAAACACAAAAUAGUGAGCGAAUAUCAAAAAAAGUGAGAUUUUUUAUCGCUAUCAACACUUAUAGAUUAUAUAUAUGAAUAUCCAGUAAAUAAUUUCUAGAUGUUUUUUUUUCUGUUUUCUAUUGUUUGAUUAUUUUUACCCACUCUGUUAAACUACACUUCUGUUGCUAGACAUUUUUUAUCUGCUGUUUUUUGGUUUUCACAACUUAGAAUGACCUUGUUUCCUUCCGGUUCCCUUUGCGUUGUAUAUUAAUUUAAUCCCUUUUUUUU
Messenger RNA from Stegastes partitus (bicolor damselfish), 3503 nucleotides. RefSeq names its product ephrin-B3b (gene efnb3b). The transcript is spliced from 5 exons. Bases 1146 to 2168 code for a protein of 340 amino acids. Gene Ontology annotation, cellular component: plasma membrane. Gene Ontology annotation, molecular function: ephrin receptor binding. Gene Ontology annotation, biological process: ephrin receptor signaling pathway; axon guidance. NCBI's taxonomy places the organism in Eukaryota, Metazoa, Chordata, Actinopteri, Pomacentridae. The record is from RefSeq and is a predicted model, not a curated record.